This is a messenger RNA of Yamadazyma jaroonii, 2241 nucleotides long. Lineage: Eukaryota; Fungi; Ascomycota; Pichiomycetes; Serinales; Debaryomycetaceae. The record is from the annotation of a GenBank genome assembly.
AUGAGAAAAGCAGUUUCUAGAAUAAUACCUUCGAGGUCAAGAAGCUCAUCAGAGAAUGAAGGUUCUUUGAAUUCGCCGUUUAAAAUAGAUUUCCAAUCAGUAAGUGAUUUUUAUAUAAUACUAGAUAAUCCUCAUAAUUCUUGGUUACCAGGAGAUGAAGUUAGUGGACAAAUCAUUCUUAUAUCAAAGAAAAACCUUGCCAAUGUGGUUAUAACCUUAUCGUUGAUUGGAUUUGUUAAAAUCAAUGCAUCUUCACAUUCUAAAUUAAGACCAAUAAGGCAUAAUUUAUUUAAUCAUACUAUCAAGAUAUAUGGUGAUAACGCCACCCCUCAACCUCAAGAUGAUAAUCAACAAUAUUCCAAUGGAUUAUUUAAAGGUGAACAUCGAUUCCCUUUCAUUGUCAAAUUACCUAAUAAGAGAGUAUUUACAAGUAUUGAUUUUGGUAAAGGAUCUAUUAGUUAUGUUUUAAAAGCCUCAAUGACAGAUUCCACCAGUCAAAACGAAUUAACGUCGAAUAACUUGAAGAAACUUAAUACCAUAAAUUCUGAAAACAAUUCAAGUUCUUUAUUAUCGAAGACCAAAAACUUGAAGUUUUUACAUAAUUCCAAUUUCACAUCAGAGAAGAUAAUCAAUUUGAUUAAUCCUAUAGAUGUGAGUAGUUUACCACCACCUCGACCCAAAAAAUUGAUUAUUAAAGAUCCAAGAGCUAAUAGGAAAUUAUCAAGGACUCAAUCGUCAAACUCAACCAUAAAUACAUUCAAUACUUAUAGUACGUUUUCAUCGAAUAAUUCCGAUCCUAACGAUUCGAUUUCAACCCAUACUCGUGAUGACGAAGGAACAACUGAUGCUCAAGAUACCCCUGCAUCAACAGCCAAUGGGCAACCACCCUUACCAACCACCAACUCAUCGUCGAAUGUCACUACAGUGCCAAAUUUCAAUAAUGGUCAUUUACAAGUUCAAUUUGAAGAAGAUCAUGGACCUUCAACUCCAAUUCCUUCGUCAGUAUCAUACGAUUCACCAAAACCUGAAACUAUCAAAGUAUCAAUGACCAUCCCCCAAAGAGGUUAUCUUCGUGGAGAAAACAUUCCUAUUAAAAUCAAUGUCAGUCAUUUAAGAAAAAUUCAAGAUAUCAAUGGAAUAAUACUCACAUUCGUAAGAGUUUGUAGAUUGGAUAAUGGACCCGAAGGAUUAUUCGAUUCUUUCAGGAAAGAUUUAUCCCAAUCAGUUAUCCCAUUAUAUGUUGAUCCUGUAACAUUAAAAUCGGAAAUCAAGUCCAAUAUUCGAGUUCCUGCCGAUGCUUUCCCAACUAUUAGUGGGUGUCCAUUAGUUUCAUUUCAAUAUUUUGUUGAAGUGUUAAUCAAUUUAUCGGGGAAGUCCGUAUUAUUGGAUGUUAAUGAUACUGCUAAACCAUCAUCGAGUGAAAACGGACAUCCAUCACCAUUAAUUGAUUUCCAAAAUCAAUCAUCAGCUAAUGUUAAUGAAGAUAAUGACAAUAAUAAUGAAGCUAAAACAUUGAAUGAAUUCAAAAGACAAUUUCAAUAUUUAUCAGGAUCAUUUGAUUUCAAUCAAAAGGAAAGAUCAAGUUUUAUCAAUACUGAUAAAUAUAAGAGAAUGAAGAAAUUUUUACAAUUAACUUCAGAAGUCAUUAUAGGAACUCACAGAUCACCCAAUUUCAAUUCAACUACUAACAGGAUGGAUAUUCAAGAUUCAAAUUCACCAGCAUCUCAUAGAUCAUCAACAUCAAGUAAUUCACCUGCUCAACCAUUACAUCAACAAACACAAAUUCAACCAUCAAUUCCUGAAGUAGAACCCAUCGAAUUCAAUAACAUUUCUCAUGAUAAUGAACUUGAUAAUAGUAUACCAAAUUAUGAUGAAGUCAAUGUUAAUUUAAUACCCAUGCCAAACCUACAAUUAACAGAAAAGGAAAGAGUUAAAGCUCAUGAAACUAGUUUAUUACCAUCAGAACCUCAAAUAGACUUACAAGAAGAAUCACCUGAAUCUAUAAGUCCAAUUGAAAGAGAUGAUGGAAUGUUAAUGGAUGGUGAAUCACAACCUGAAGUUCAAGACCUUCAAGAAAUUCAACAACACCAAGAGCAAGAGCAAGAACAAGAACAACAAGAUUAUCAAAUGCAUGAUAACUUUAAUUUUUUCGAAAUUUCCAAUAAUGAAACAAUUGAUUAUGUUCCAAAUUAUGAAAAAUCUACCAAUGAUCAAUUAGUUGAAUCUCAACCAAAUCCUUAG